Messenger RNA from Falco peregrinus (peregrine falcon), 3449 nucleotides. It is a transcript of the gene SKOR2, whose product is annotated as SKI family transcriptional corepressor 2. Bases 118 to 2730 code for a protein of 870 amino acids. Gene Ontology annotation, cellular component: transcription regulator complex; nucleus. The record is from RefSeq and is a predicted model, not a curated record. NCBI's taxonomy places the organism in Eukaryota, Metazoa, Chordata, Aves, Falconiformes, Falconidae. The transcript has 8 exons. Gene Ontology annotation, biological process: negative regulation of BMP signaling pathway; negative regulation of transcription by RNA polymerase II. Gene Ontology annotation, molecular function: DNA-binding transcription factor activity, RNA polymerase II-specific; SMAD binding; RNA polymerase II cis-regulatory region sequence-specific DNA binding.
GUGCGCGCUUGCGGCGGGACGCCCCCAUCCCCGGUGGGUCCCCGGCUGACGGCGCUGUCUCUCUCUCCCCCUCCCCGCCCGCAGCUGGAGCAGAGCAGCCGCCCCGGCGCUGAGGCGAUGGCGACCAGCCCGCUGCCCGGCCCCACCGACAUCCUGCUGCCGUCGCCGUCCAGCGCGUACCCGCCGGACCCCAUGAACCAGCCGAGGGCCGGCCACGCCGCCAUGAAGCCCAACCAGGUGGGGCAGGUGAUCCUCUACGGCAUCCCCAUCGUCUCCCUGGUCAUCGACGGGCAGGAGCGGUUGUGCCUAGCGCAGAUUUCCAACACCCUCCUCAAAAACUUCAGCUAUAACGAGAUCCACAACCGACGGGUGGCUCUGGGCAUCACCUGCGUGCAGUGCACGCCGGUGCAGCUGGAGAUCCUGCGGCGGGCCGGGGCCAUGCCCAUCUCCUCCCGCCGCUGCGGGAUGAUCACCAAGCGGGAGGCGGAGCGGCUCUGCAAGUCCUUCUUGGGGGAGAACCGGCCCCCCAAACUGCCCGAUAAUUUCGCCUUCGACGUGUCCCACGAAUGCGCCUGGGGCUGCCGCGGCAGCUUCAUCCCGGCCCGCUACAACAGCUCCCGGGCCAAGUGCAUCAAGUGCAGCUACUGCAGCAUGUACUUCUCCCCCAACAAGUUCAUCUUCCACUCCCACCGCACCCCCGACGCCAAGUACACGCAGCCCGACGCCGCCAACUUCAACUCCUGGCGCCGCCACCUCAAGCUGACCGACAAAAGCCCCCAGGACGAGCUGGUCUUCGCCUGGGAGGACGUCAAGGCCAUGUUCAACGGCGGCAGCCGCAAGCGCGCCCUGCCGCCCGCGCCGCCCGCGCCCCCCGCCGCCGCCCCCGCCGCCUGCCACCCUCUGGGCACGGUGAAGGCGGCGGCUGCCGUGGUGGGCGGCGGGUUGCUGAGCCCCCACCUGCUGGCCGCCCCCCCCGAGCUGCACCAGAAGCGGCCGCGCUUCGAGGAGGACGAGGAGCUGCAGGAGGCCGUGGCGGCGGCGGCGGCCCACGGCGGCAAGAGCCCGCGGAGCUACCCGGUCAUCCCGGUGCCCAGCAAGGGCUCCUUCGGCGGGGUGCUCCAGAAGUUCCCCGGCUGCGGGGGGCUCUUCCCGCACCCCUACGGCUUCCCCGCCGCCGCUUUCGGCCUCUGCCACAAGAAGGAGGAGGGCGGCGGCGGCGCAGCCGACGGCCUCGGCGGGGCGGCGGCUCACAAGGCCGGCGCGGGGGCGGCGGGGGGCGGCCUCUCGGGGCUUUUCUGGCCGGGCAGGAAGGACGCCGCCUUCUACCCGCCCUUCUGCAUGUUCUGGCCACCCCGCACGCCGGGCGGCUUGCCGGUACCCACCUACCUGCAGCCUCCGCCGCAGCCCCCCGGCGCCCUGGGUUGCUCGUUAGGCGACGGGGCGGGCCUGCUGCGUCAGGCCUUCCUGGACCUCUCGGAGCCCGGCAGCGAGGCGGGGACCGCGGGGCUGGGCACGCCGCCCGCCGCCGCCCCCCCGCCCGCUCCCGCCGCCGCCGCCGCGCGGGACCCGCUCUUCGAGUCGCCCCCUGGCGGCGGCGCCGAGCCCGCCUCACCCGCCGCCUCCGAGGGUGGCAGCGGCGGCGGCCGGGUGCCCGCGCACCACCCGCACUUGCUGGAAGCGGCGGCCGGGCGUAAGGCCGGUACCGGCUACCACCACUCCAGCGCUUUCCGACCGGUGGGGGGUAAGGAGGACUCGGAAAGCCUGGCUAAGCUGCACGGUGGCGGGCCGCCCCGCUCCGCCUCGCCGCCGCCGCUACAGCUGCUCCUGCCGCCGCCGCCGCCCGAGGAGGCGGGUUGCGAGCGGCACCCGCUCCCCCCGCCGCCGCACCCCCCGCACCGCCUCCUCUCGCCCGGCGGCACCAGCUGCAGCUUCGCCAGCGAAGACAGUAGCGAGGAGGAGGAGGAGGAGGACGACGACGAGCCCGAGGUGGACGUCGAGGGGCACAAGCCCCCCGAGGAGGAGGAGGACGAGGAGGAGGAGGAGGACGAGGGCGACGAAGACCCCCGCGGCGGCGACCCCUUGGCGGCCGGUGGCCGCUUCCCGCCCGCCCGGGGCCUGCCGGAGAAGGGUGGCCGGGAGCGCCCCGCCGCCGGCCCCUUCCCCCGGCCGCCCAACGAGGAGAAGCCGGCGGAGGGCCAGGCCCCGCCGCAGCCGCCUGCCGGGCCCCCGCGGGCGGGCAGCGGCGGCAGCAGCCCGGCGCACCAUCCGGCUCUGGAGGAGCAGCCCCCCUACAAAGAUAAUCAGAAGGGCAAGGAGAGUAAUCAGGUCAUCUUGCCUAUGAAAGAGGACACCUUCUCAGAUAAGAACAAGGAGCAUAAUUUUUUCAUCACGGAUUCAGAGCCUUCAGGAGGAGACUUCUGGAGAGAGAUAGCAGGUGAACACACGCAAGAAACCAAUUCACCUCAUUCACUGAAGAAGGAUGUAGAAAACAUGGGGAAAGAGGAACUCCAGAAGGUUUUGUUUGAACAGAUCGACUUACGGAGGAGACUAGAACAGGAAUUCCAGGUGUUGAAAGGAAAUGCGUCUUUCCCAGUCUUCAAUAAUUUUCAAGAUCAGAUGAAGCGGGAACUGGCGUACAGAGAAGAAAUGGUACAGCAGCUACAAAUUAUUCCCUAUGCAGCAAGCUUGAUCAGAAAAGAGAAGCUGGGUGCACACCUCAGCAAAAGCUAAAGAAGCACAGGAUCCUUUGCAGCUGUUACUUUGGGAGUUAUAACCCGCCACUCAGAAGUCUGACUUGUAUAAGGACUGAGAAAGUGGAAGGGCUUGGGGAUUUAAAAAACAAACAAAUCAGGUUCGUCUGAACCCAAGGACAAGUGACCUCAAAGCAUCAUGGACAACCAUGUAAAAUAGAAUGUAGCAGCCAUUUAUUAGUAAAAACAAAACAACAAAAAAAAAAAAAAAAAAAAAAUGCCUGUCCUGGAUCUUUUUUGGUGGUACCAAAGUUUAAGUCUUUGUGUUUUUAGAAGGACUACUGAACUUGAUAGAGAAAAUGCUUUCGAUGAAUCCUACAGAUAAGCUGUGGAAGGAACUGCCGAUCCUUUCAAACACUGACAACAUCUGCCAGUUCAUCUUUUGCUUUUGAAUAGUGAUUGUUUUACGGAAAGAAAUGCGCGUCUUACCGGGUGGGCCAGAACCACAUUUGGAUGGAUGGAUGGAUAGAGCAGUGUUAGCCAUACACAGUGCUUUUUAAAAGCAGACUGGAAAUUCUCACACCCCUCUCCCUUGGCCCUUUCCUCCUCUGGUAUUUUGCCUGCUGUAUGAAUUACAAUUGUACUCCUCUGGAAAUAUUUUACAAUUUAAUAUUGAGUGUAAUUAAGAAUAUAAUCACUGUUAUCAAAAAAAGGUAUUUAACUCUGUUGUAGUUUCUUUAUCAUUCAUGUGGAUAAAAA